Messenger RNA from Rotaria sordida, 345 nucleotides. The record is from the annotation of a GenBank genome assembly. NCBI's taxonomy places the organism in Eukaryota, Metazoa, Rotifera, Eurotatoria, Philodinida, Philodinidae.
AUGUGUCAAGUAUUCUUCAGACGAUUAUGUGUACGUAAACCAAUGCUAACGCUACAUAUUGAGCUGGGUGAAGUCCAUGGAUUUAGACAAACACUAAAUUGGUAUCAAUUACUUGCCAUAGGUCUUGGUGGUACUAUUGGUGCUGGGAUAUUUGUAUUAAGUGGGAAAGCUGCUGCAAAAUAUUCUGGUCCAUCGGUCAUCAUUUCAUUUCUUAUAGCAGGCGUUAUUGUUCUAUUCUCAUCUUUAUCAUUUUCAGAAUUAGGAGCAAUGAUGCCUAGUGCUGGAUCAGUUUAUACAUAUACUCAUGUCGCCUUGGGAGGUAUGCGAUCAAAAGUAUUAUUAUAG